Alternaria rosae is the source of this 4878-nucleotide messenger RNA. RefSeq lists its product as uncharacterized. NCBI's taxonomy places the organism in Eukaryota, Fungi, Ascomycota, Dothideomycetes, Pleosporales, Pleosporaceae. Gene Ontology annotation, biological process: phosphorylation; transmembrane transport; phosphorelay signal transduction system. The transcript is spliced from 6 exons. Gene Ontology annotation, cellular component: membrane. The record is from RefSeq and is a predicted model, not a curated record. The coding region runs from base 1 to 4878 and encodes 1625 amino acids. Gene Ontology annotation, molecular function: transmembrane transporter activity; phosphorelay sensor kinase activity.
AUGUCAUUAUCAGAACUUACUGAGCAGCAACGAGCGACUAUCGGCGAUCGCGCGCGAGUAUGGGAAGUCCGACGCUUCUGCCAGGUGCUGCCAUCUGUCGUUAAAUACGUGCGUGGUUCGGAUGCUGGCCUUACGAGCAGGCCGUUGGAGCCACACGGCAGAUAUGUCAAGAAUGAACCAGACGGCGCGCUUGCUGCUUUGCUCCGUUGCGUCAUCCAUCAGACGGGCGCUGAUCUGGCGAUGGUCAGCUUGCUAGACGAUCAUACGCAAUACUUCAUCUCGGGGGCCAGUCGGGCCAACGUAGAUGAAGUCAAGGUCACCUUGGACUCAACGCGAUGGUACGGAUGCGAGUCGGUAACUCAUCACGGUGGUCUGUGCGAGCGUACCAUUACGCGGCAGAAUGAGCCAGGCGGGAACAUGGCACUUUACGAAGAGCUUGAUAUGGCUGAAUUGGAGAGAACCAAAUACCUUCCAUUUGUUCAGGGUGAUAUUGCCAAGUUCAGACAUUAUGCUGGUGUUCCUUUGAACCCCUAUGGAGGACCAAACAUUGGCACUGUCUUCACAUUCAGCUCAACGCCGUCGCAGAGUGGACUUUCGGACGCCCAUCGCUCAUACCUGUUUGAGACAGCGUCCCACAUUAUCCGACAUCUGGAACAAGCAGUGGAGGCACUGGAGGGUAAGCGUGUGCUCAAGUUCAACCAAGGUGUGGCUUCUCUACUCAAGAUGGGUUCGAGCGCAGGACUGGCCGCUCAGCCUGCUCACAAGAAUUCUUCAUCAGGCGGCCAUACCGAACAUGGAGUCAUAGUGUCAAACCUCUAUCCCUCUGCAGCUCUGCAGCUGUACCAUCUUUCAGCUACAUUGCUCUACGAUACUUUCGAAUUUGACGGAGUUCGCAUCCAAGAGUUGGGCUCCUCAAGCAACAAAAACCCCGUCUGGAACGGCUCAAACAUGCUAGCCGAGCAUCUCGGACCAAAAGCGCACAGGCCCCGAGACCUGAGCCACAGCUUAAUGAGCAGAUUACUUGAGUUAUUUCCACAUGGGGCUGUGUUCCAAUUACUCAAUGACACGAGCGACAUCGUUGUUGCUACGAGCGCAGACGAUGUCGCUUUAGUUGAAGAUGCCCUUAUACUCACGGAGCUUUCGAAAACCUUCUUGCAGGCACAGCAGAUCGUCUUGAUGCCGCUGUGGGAUGCGUUCCACGAACGUAAUAUUGGUGCGGUCCUCGGGUUCGCCGAGAAUCAGACAAGAGUCUAUCUCGGCUCGACGGAUCUUGCUUCCAUUUCAGCAUUCUGCACUACGAUAAUGACGCAAGUGCGGCGUCUCGAAGCUCAGGUUAUAGACAAGAUUAAAUCAGACUUUCUUGGAUCGAUCUCCCACGAAAUGCGGACACCUCUCCAUGGCAUACUAUCAAGCCUUGAGCUUUUAGCGGACACACCGCACAGCGCACACCAACGCGACCUGCUAGAGACGGCAAGAUACAGCGGCUUGUCCUUGCUCGAUACCAUUGAGCGUGUUCUAUAUUUCAGCAACAUCAGUUCCGGGUCGCGAAGUGCACAUCUACCAAGAUCAGACUCAUCGAACGAUGGGCUUCUCCAUUCGUCAAGUCUUGCAGCUUAUCACUCGGCAGCUUCCUCACAAGACAAGGAUACCGUACAGCUGAUGGAUACUUGCGAGGACAUCAUCCACAGUGAGGUACACAGAUAUCGUGCCAAAAAGGCUAAUAAUGCUUUGAAGUUUGGGGAACCAUCAAACUGCAUUCGAGUUUCACUGGAUCUCACGGACGGUACUACCAAGGUUUCUUGUUCAGACGGCGGUAAAGGCAUCUCUUCCGGCUUUAUUCGCCAUUCAAUCUUUGACCCAUUUUCUCAGGAGGAUCCCGUUGCAGAAGGUACUGGCCUUGGACUUUCCAUUGUCAAGCAAACAGUCACUAUGCUUAGUGGUGAUAUGCAGAUUGAGUCAAACAGGAAAGAAGGCUCUACCUUCACUGUCACACUCCCAUCCAGUCAGGCACUUUAUGAGGCACCAGAACAGGCAUCAGAGAGCUCAAAUUCGCAGGCUGGCACUGCUGGGCUACACCAGCUUGACAUGAGUCUCUUCACACCGACGCGCUGGAGAUCAGGAGACUCCUUACGGAACCAGCGCUGUAUUUGUUUACUGUUGGGCUCACUUGCGAAGAGUGUAAGCAGGUGGUUCAAUAUCCGGCUCAUUCCUUGGGAAAGUGCAAGCAGAGCCUCGCAAUGGCGCUUGCUUGUCGUUUUGGAGGAGGACGAAGACAGUGCGCUGCGAGCUUGCGGUGGCGCAUCUGACAACUGCGAGCGUAUUCGUCUCUGCCCUGAUGUACAACCCGCUCCCAGUCUGUACUCAACGCCUUCGAAGGGUGUCGCAACAAUUGCCGGUGCGGUGACUAGUUCAAAACUCCAGGAUGCGCUGGCGCACUUGUAUCCUAGCCAAGUCCCUCCCUCUGAGCUUCGCCACAACUCCGACCAGGAAUUAGCCACAACAAUAGAUGAUCAGCAACAGUCAGUAGAAGGGAGCUAUAGCCAAGUAAGCGGAGACGCAACCGACGAAUGCCGUGCUGCGCCAACAGCAUUGCUAUCCCGGUUACAACUCGAGAGGAGCCCCCAAUUAGACGGCGAGGAAAGCGGCGUGCAGUCACUGGCAAUGCCAGCAGCCAGCCCAGUGGUCACUUCAGAGAUGAACAUGGCAGAAAAGUCUAAUGGAGCCCAACCCGAGCACCGAGACACACAAUCGCAUACGGAGCAAGCAAAAGAUCCGGCAGUCUGUACGUCACCAGAGGCAGUUGUAGCAGAGCCUAGGCUGCUGCUGGUAGACGACAACGCUGUGAAUCUCAAGGUACUUGCCAUGUAUGCAAAAAAGUGUAGCAAGACAGCUGCAACACCUGUCGGAGGUGGUCAAGAGGCCAUCGAUGCCUUCAGGAACGCCAUUAAGUCCGGCGAUGACACGGCUCCGCAACCUUUCGAUCUCAUUUUCCUCGACCUCUCUAUGCCCGAGGUUUCGGGCUUCGACGUUGCGAGAGAGAUACGGAAGACGGAAGCGCGGUCGGGGUGUAAGAGGACGUACAUGUGUGCACUCACCGGGCUUGUGAGCGAGAAAGACCGCAAUGCUGCGUAUGCUUCGGCUCAACCACAGACAGCCCUCGCCAUGGCUUCCAACACUGACGCCGCCUUCGUCGAGGACACCGAAAUCGAGCAGCAGCUGAGGGUGCGCGCCAAUGGCUCCGAGACGCUGAAGACACCGCGGGCGACCUCGCCGGGCCCCGACAGCGACGAUGAGGACGCGCCACUCCUGGGUGCCUCGCCGGGUGCCAACGGACACGAGCAAUGGGCAGGAGAUGCCGACUUUCGCGGUCUUCCCUGGUGGAAGCGCCCUUCGAUAUUCUGGCUCCUUCCUCCCUUUCUGCUCUUCACCAUAGCGUUUGGCGGCAUCAUCGUACCCAAGAUCAACCUGAUCAUGGACCUCGUCUGCGAGGAGUACUACGCGACCCUAGAAACCGACCCCAUAUCCUCUCCCAUGGACCCGGGCCAAGACCGAUGCCAGAACGACGCCGUGUCCUCCCGCUCGUCCCUCUUCCUCCUGUACGCUAGCUUGUGCUCCGGCAUACUCUCCGCCAUCAUCAGCCCGAAGAUUGGCGCCCUCUCGGAUCGGUACGGGCGGAAGAAGUUCAUGAUAGCCAAUACCUGCGGCGCCCUCUUUGGCGAGGUCCUUACAAUCCUCGCUGCCAAAUUUCCCGAGACGGUGCACGUCAACUGGAUACUCGUUGGCUACUGCUUGGAGGGCGUAUCUGGAUCCUUCAUCGUCGGCAUGGCAUGUGCCCACUCGUACGCUUCCGACUGCGUUGCACCACAGAAGCGGAACGUCGCCUUUUCAUACUUCCACGCUUGCUUGUUCGGUGGCAUCGCUAUCGGACCCGCGCUGGCAGGCUACAUCAUCAAUGCGCGCCAGAAGUACGUUGGCAAGACGGAAGCCGUCUUGCUCAUCUUCUACAUGGCCCUUGGUGCCCACUUGAUCUUCAUUGCAUUCCUUGCCUUCCUUGUCCCCGAAUCCCUUAGCAAAGCACGCCAGGAAGCUGCACGUGAGAAGCGCAGAGAGGAAUUGGAACGACAGGGUCCCGCUGGCGACUUCAUCAACCAACUACGCUCUAUCAACCUUUUUGGCCCUCUGAAGAUUCUCUGGCCGACUGGACCUGGCACCUCGUCGGCUUUGCGUUGGAACCUUCUUCUGUUGGCCGCUACCGAUACCAUCAUGUUUGGUGUCGCAAUGGGUGCCAUGAGCGUUGUACUCGUCUACACUCGCCGCCAAUUUGAUUGGCAUGAGCUAGAAAGCGGCCGCUUCACCACCAUCGUGAACAGCUCACGCGUUUUUGCUCUUCUAGUCAUUCUGCCAAUUCUGACCCGCAUCUUUCGCGGAAAGAAUGGGGCUGCCCGCAUGCGCAGUUCAGGGUCCGACCUAUUCGACCUUUCCAUUAUCCGUGCAGCCAUCUUCUUCGACAUGGCUGGCUUCCUCGGAUAUGCUCUUGUCCGCAAAGGCGAGCUCUUCGCACUCUCUGGCGCUAUUGCUGCCAUUGGCGGUAUCGGUUCGCCCACCCUUGGCGCUGCAUUGACCAAACAUGUGCCGCAAGAUCAGGUCGGUCAACUGCUAGGUGCCACGGGCUUACUUCAUGCUGUUGCACGUGUGAUGGGGCCCACCAUCUUCAACGGUAUCUACAGUGCUACUGUCGGCGCAUACAGACAGACCGUUUUCGUAUGUCUCGCAGCGACUUUCGGGACUGCGUUCCUGUGCAGUUGGUUCAUUCGUCCACAUGUAUAUACAGACGGAGAUGACAAACGCGCUGCGCGAUCAGAUGAACAAGAAGCAUAG